Phragmites australis (common reed) is the source of this 1350-nucleotide messenger RNA. Its product is annotated as MADS-box protein SOC1-like. The coding region runs from base 213 to 1007 and encodes 264 amino acids. Gene Ontology annotation, cellular component: nucleus. Gene Ontology annotation, molecular function: protein dimerization activity; DNA-binding transcription factor activity, RNA polymerase II-specific; RNA polymerase II cis-regulatory region sequence-specific DNA binding. The record is from RefSeq and is a predicted model, not a curated record. The transcript is spliced from 7 exons. Gene Ontology annotation, biological process: positive regulation of transcription by RNA polymerase II. NCBI's taxonomy places the organism in Eukaryota, Viridiplantae, Streptophyta, Magnoliopsida, Poales, Poaceae.
AUUGGUGGGCAGGCCAUUUGUGGAUCCUCCGGCCCUUUCCUUUCUAAGUAAUUAGCAGAACCCCCUUGGUUUCCUUUUUCUUCCUCCAGGAAAGAAAUCGCAUCAUAUCCCUACAAAAUUAAGGGAAAUCCCCAAUAAUGCUACCACCAGAUUAAGCCAUCCUCUCCUCCCCCUUAAUUCAGAUCCAUCCACCCGCACGUGCCUUCAUUCAGAUGGUGGCGACGCCGGCGGCUGCCACGGCGGCGGCGGCCGAGGGGAACAAUAAGCAGAUCGUGGCGGAGGCGGCAGACGGCAAGAAGCGAGGGCGGCGCGGGCGCCGCGAGAUGCGGCGGAUCGAGGACGCAACAAGCCGGCAGGUGACCUUCUCCAAGCGGCGGAGCGGGCUCCUGAAGAAGGCGUUCGAGCUGUCCGUGCUCUGCGAUGCCGAGGUCGCCCUCGUCGUCUUCUCCCCGCGAGGCCGCCUCUACCAGUUCGCCUCCGCCACCGACUUGCAGAAGACGAUUGAUCGCUACCUGAACCACACAAAAGACACACCUACAAUUGAGAAAGCUGAUGAAACAGGUGUAGAGAGGUGGAAAUAUGAGGCGACAACCUUGGGCAAGAAGAUAGGCGCAAUUGAGGCAUAUGAGAGGAAGCUGUUGGGGGAGAGCCUUGGAUCGUGUUCAAUGCAGGAGCUACAAGAGCUGGAAGCGCAGUUGGAGAAGAGCCUAAGCAGCAUCAGGCAAAAGAAGCAAAAGAAGCUGAUGGAUCAACUUUUGGAGUUGAGGGAGAAGGAGAGGAACCUAUUGAAGGAGAACGCGAUGCUCCGUGACCAGUGUAAGGCACUGCCUCUGCUAGAGCUGAAUAAGGGCCUGCAUGCUGCUGGACCUUCAACAACAAGUACUGGUGCUGGCGGCCAAGAAGAAGAGGAUCGGCGCAUGGAGGACGUGGAGACGGAGUUGGCCAUCGGAAUUGGAAGACGGACUAGCAAUGUCGUCGGCGAGCCGCAGCAUUUAGCAAGCAACUAACAGUUAUACAUUGUGGUUCGAUCGGCGCAUGUAGUGGUCACGCAGCCCAUCAAGUCAAGGAUUAUUUUAUGUAUUCAUGUAUGUGUGUGUAUGUAUGUGUGUGUGUGUGUGUGUUAAACAUAAUACAUACAUGAAGCACUGCAAUAAUCAUGCCCGAAAUCAACUGGAGGUGUUCUGCAGGUGUAUGCGUCGAUAGCAAGCGAUCGAGGUCAAACUCAGGCUCCGCAGUAUUGUUAGCGGGGUUUGCGUAGCUACUCUGCACUGUUAGUUGUCAUCAGGUCGAUCGGUGCGGGAAUUAACUCCAUUGCUGCUUUUUUUAAAUGUAAACUUGACUGCUGCUUAA